Nezara viridula (southern green stink bug) is the source of this 1331-nucleotide messenger RNA. Lineage: Eukaryota; Metazoa; Arthropoda; Insecta; Hemiptera; Pentatomidae. The record is from the annotation of a GenBank genome assembly.
AUUUUCAUAGCAUUUUAUUCUAGAUUGCUUAUUGUAUUUAGUUAUUUAUCAACUUGAAAUUAUCUUCGAUCAAACGUCAAAAUACAAAAGUAUUAUUUUCAAUAAAUUAAACAAUAACAAAAAAAAAAGCACAAUAAUGUUGAAAUGAACCUUCAUUGAUAAGCUUGAAAGAGCAAUAGGUAGGUCUGGCGGUCUAGUCCUUACGCCACGAUUCAAGUCCCCCACCACGCAUUUCUGAGUGAGGGAACCUGGAACUUGCCUUUCUUUCAAUGCCCUACAGCUGUACCUCUUUGUUAGUUUUACAAGAAUGUGUAACCUCCAGAGUUAUAGUUAAAAAAUAAGUGUGAUAGAUUAGAUGGGAUGGGUUCACUCAGUCAUAGGCUUUUCUUGGGAGCUCUGUUUAAAAACAAAGAUAAGCUAUGUGAUGUGAGAACACACUUAGAAAAUGUGAAUAAUUUGUGCAGGUUUUUACAUAAGCACAGUGUUAAUUAUAGUCUCAAAUCUGAUCUGCCCAUUAAAUGGUUUAGACCAGAAAAAAUUCCAUGCUAUAAGCCAGCUAAAAGUGGUGAUCUAAAGGAUUUGGGACAAGUAGAUGUAAAGUGUUUGGCUCCUUCGUUUCAGGACAUUGAUGAAUUAAAAAGUGCUGAUGAAAAUGUAAAGAAACUCUUUACCUUAGAAUUCUUACCAUACAAAUCAACUGUUAGCCACCUGAGGCAGGAGUAUGCAAACAGAGUCAAAAGGCAUGAAUUUGAUGAUGAUUCCCCUGAAGUUAGGGUUGCUAAAAUGACUGCAGAUAUAAGAGACAUGCAGAGAUUUGUGGAAACAUUCCCACAUGACAAAAGAACAAGAGUUAGGUUAAAAGAGACUAUUGAUAAGAGAAAAAGAUUACUGAAAAGGUUACGGACCUGGGACUAUAAGUGCUUUGAGUAUGUAAUAGAGAAAUUGGAUCUUAUUUACAAACCAUAUCCUCUUUCAGAUGUUUACAAACGGAUAGAAAGAAAACGCUCCAUGCGAAUGCUUACUAAUACAUAUUGUCAAAAUAUUGUAACAGAUAAACUCACAAAAUAUAAGGAAGAACUUAACUCUCAGAAAGAAUCUUAUUUGGUACAUAAGAUAGAAACCUUAAAAUGGAUUAUGAAGGAGGAGGCUUACUGCGGUGUCCAACCUACAAUUACUGAAGAUCAUUUGAAAGCUGUUGAAGCAGAAUUAUCUAAAUUAAGGGAAUCAAUGAAAACCGAAACAACUGUCAUUAAUGAAUGAUUUGUUUUUUAUUAAUUACUUUAAAUAAUUUAGUUUAAAAAAUAAAGUCUAGUUGUCUAACGAUAAAAAAA